AUGGACACAGCCAAUUUAUCUACAUUAUUGGAGCAACUGGAUGAUCAUGUUGAUGAUCUGGAGGAGGCACUCGACCCGUGCUUGGGCCAACCUCUGUCUAGGAAAUCCAAACAUUUGCCCUUAAUGGACAAUGCAAAACUCCACGUCCUGAUCACCUACACACUUGAGUCAUUAAUUUUUUCUUAUCUUCGACUGCACGGCGUCGAGGCUAAACAACACCCUGUUUUCCGGGAACUCACGAGGGUGAAGCAAUAUUUUCAAAAGAUUAAAAGCCUCGAAACCGAGCCUGAACAACGUACCAUGACACUUGAUAAGGGUGCAGCAGGUCGGUUCAUCAAGCACGGUCUCGCUGGUAACGACAAAUAUGAUUUGGAGCGCGCCGAGAGAGAGGCCAAGGAAAAAGCACGCGCGACUUUCAAGGCUGCCAUGAUUGCCAAAAAAAUGACGGCGCAGUCACAAUCUUCCUUGGCCAGUAAUGAUGACACUCAAGGCACUGAAGAUGCUGCCGCGCAAAGCCCUGCCAAUUCGAGCCACGAUCAUGUCGACACAAUGGAUUCUGAUGCUUCGCCAAGUUCAUCCGACCGGGCAAAACAAGCAAAGCACAAUAAGAGGGAUCAUAAGGCCAAGGCCAAGAGCAAGAAGUCACGGAAACUCAACAAAGCCGAACGCAAUGAUGAGAAAAAAGAGCGCCGACAAAAAAAAGAAAUGGCCCGUAAGGCCCACAUGGCUACCUGA
Molecule: messenger RNA, 735 nt
Organism: Penicillium angulare
Lineage: Eukaryota; Fungi; Ascomycota; Eurotiomycetes; Eurotiales; Aspergillaceae
Product: Sas10/Utp3/C1D family protein
Exons: 3
Coding region: 1-735 (244 amino acids)
Biological process (GO): regulation of gene expression; maturation of 5.8S rRNA
Cellular component (GO): nucleolus; exosome (RNase complex)
Molecular function (GO): RNA binding; DNA binding
Source: RefSeq, a predicted model, not a curated record